Messenger RNA from Didymodactylos carnosus, 2953 nucleotides. The record is from the annotation of a GenBank genome assembly. NCBI's taxonomy places the organism in Eukaryota, Metazoa, Rotifera, Eurotatoria, Philodinida, Philodinidae.
CUUUUUAGGAUGUGAAUGCUGAUGGCAACACGAAGCAUUCAUAGCCUAGUAGAUUAUAAUGUUUCGUGUUGUAUUUCAUAUAGAUAAUUUAUCAAAAUCUUCUUCUUUUACUGUUAGAGAUAAGUAACCUCUCGAGCUGUAUUUAUUAACUUCAUAUCUAUUGAAUUAACAAUAUUAAUCAUGCAACUACAUCAACGUUUUAAGGCCAAGAGUAUGAAAACGUUGAGUUCAUUAAACUGAACAAAAUACAAUAGUUGAAAUUUGUUUUUGACACCGAAACAUGAAGAUGUCGGCCAUUCGAGGCCAGUUUCUGCGAAUGUUAAAAUAUUUUGUUUCCAUUAUCGUAUUUGCGCAAAGAUUUCCCUGUGGGCCCUUCUAGAGUGAGAGUGGACAACAACGGAAACUAUCCAUAUAUUCUGUGAUUCUAAGUAGGAUCAGUUUUCGCUAAAUUUUAGAUGAAGAACGGUAUACCACCGAUACAUUAUAACGGCAGGAUCCGACUAAAUACAAUUCUGCUAUAACCUAACAGUUUAUGUGAGGCUAAUGAUUACUCUAAGCAUUCGUCGUUAUUUUAGAUAAUUCCACUGUUAUAUACAUGACAAAUGAGCACAGUUCGAGAGAGCAUUAAGUUAAGUUGGAUUUUCCGCCAAAACCAACUUAAUGCUUAAGUAGGUAUUUUCUGGUUUUCUUCGUAAGAACAGAACACAAGUUGUAGCAUGCAUAUUUUCUUCAUAUAUCGCUGUACAGUUUAUCAAUAGUAAUCCUUGAAUAAAGAAAAAACAUUUCUUAUUCCCUUGACUGUAAAGGAAAGGGUCUUAUCGAGUUAAAAUGCCUGUAUGUUUGUAUGUUCGCAGACUAGACUAGCGACACACAAACUAGUAGAGCAAAACUUGAUUGGGUGAAAAUUAUAUGGAUUAGGUAAUCGACUAAGGAGAAUCAGAAAAUGCGUAUGAGUGACUUCUGCGAACAGUUCUAUUGGUCGAAAUGUGCAUCUGAACUUCGUUGAAUGAAAAUGAUGUACAACAGGCGAUGUAUAUGGCACCGGAAAACAUCAGUGUGACUGUCUGUGUGUACUCCUGUGUGACGGGAGUACACACAGACGUUUGAACACUGUGUGACGGACAUGGAUGUACACAUAGUAUGGAUAGUCCUCUAGCGAACACCUACCGAAGGGAGGUGUAAGUGUUGUCUUUGAUUCGAAGUCAUCGAGGAUCGUUCAUACACUGUAAAUUCGAUUCGCAGAAAAGUACAUGAUUUACCAGGGAGUUUUCGUCAUUGUUCAUAGCAUCAUGUGGAAAAGCCAAUGAAAAUUUUUUACUUCAUUGGAUAAAGUCCGUGAAUGUAUCUGUCAGGAAGUUUACUCAGUAAUUAUAAUGGAGAAAAACAGAAUUUUAUAUUGAUUCUGGUUCGCUUCUUGCUCUUGUUCUGUAUUUUUUAUGUAAUAUGAUAGCACAGAAUGACAAAAACGGUUGACAAAAGUUAUUGCAUUCAGUCCGUUUCGAAUUUGAUCGUCUAUCUAUUUUGACCAAGUUCAUGCAUAUUAAUAAUGGCUUCGAUGUACUUGUUAUCCAUUGUUUAUUUUUUCCAUGGCUAUUCCAUUGAACUAGAUAAGUAUUGUGUACAUCUUAUCCGUCUUUUUAUUACAAGCUGGUGCUUUGUGGAUGCUUUUCUUUUAUCUAGAGAUGUUAAUUUCGCUGAAAAUGGUAUGCAUGCAUCUGUGGAUUAUUAUAUAGUUAAUGAUCAAUGUGAAUGAAUUUAUGGUGACCGUCAAAUUGUUUCGCCUCUCGAAGCUUUUUCUGAAGGUGUAACUCAGUGUUUUAUGUUUCUAAGUUAAUAGAUUAUUAUAUAGUUAAUGAUCAAUGUGAAUGAAUUUAUGGUGACCGUCAAAUUGUUUCGCCUCUCGAAGCUUUUUCUGAAGGUGUAACUCAGUGUUUUAUGUUUUUAAGUUAAUAUACUUUAGAUAUCUGGAAUCAACGUAACGGACUUUGUUUGUCCGUCAUGCACAAAUUGGUCAACACCUUAUCUGAAAACAUUUGUUAAUCAUUUAAAAAAUACUCAUGACACCAAUAAAAAUAUUACUAUUAUGUGUAAUUUAUGCAAUUCUGUAUCUUCGAACGCAAGAGCGUUUUCGCAACGUGUUAGUAAAUAUCAUAGAACGCAGGAUAAAGCCGUAAAGGAAGAUGAUGAACUUCAAAUAUUAGAAGAAAGCAUCGAACAAACGCAACCUGUGAUAAUUAAUACAAGUAUGAAUGAUGAUGACUAUAUGGUCACUGAAGAAGAAACAUCUGAGGAACAACUACCAACAACAUUAACUGAAAUGAACUCAUUUAUUAAACGAAUUUCACAUUUUCUACUGACACUUCAAUCUUGUUUUUAUAUAUCUGAGGCUGCUAUUAGAUAUGUGGCAACAAAUUUAGCUGAUCUACUAGAAUGGUUGUUAGUUCACCCAGAUCAAGCCAUCCAUGGACGUAAAGAGUCGGUGGCGGCAAAACGAUUUUGCCCAUGUUGUGAUAUUACCUCGGAUAAUUUUGUCGACUUCAUCGAUCAGGAUUACAAUGCCGAUGGUACAUUGUCAACGAACAUCUUCAAGCAUAAUAUAAUGCUACAGUACGUAACAACAAUUCCUGAUGGAUUGAUCCUGAAUAUUAACCAACUGCUACUACCGUCACCAUCCACAAGUACAGUACAAAUUGCCAAAAUCGACUCAAUAAAGGUGAAACGUAAACAAGGAUUACUGACAAAACGAAAGAAAAAACAAAGAAAAGCAAGUGCGGUUAUUGAUAUCAAAGAAGUAAAGAAAAUUGGAAGUUAUGAAACAGAUACUGACGAGGAAAAUGAGAAUUUAGUUGUAAAGCGUGCUCGUGUUAAAGAAAGCCCAGUGAAUGACAAUGUAAACCGUGUUUUAAAUGGAAUCUCAAUAAAUCUGAGUGCAUAUCACUUUCUAGAAGUUUAA